AUCAUCGAUUCUAUUUGGUUCAAGAGGAAAGGAAGUAUAGGACAGAGAAUGAUAAUAAUUAGAUGUGAUAUGCUCGAAAAGCUUAUCUUUUGCGUACAAUAUGAGGAAAAUGCCUUGUUUAUGUAUCACACAAAAGUGCAUUAACAUAAAUACAAUAGUAAGAAGUUGCAAUAUAAAAGCAUGAACUAUAAAAUUGAGUUGAAGUGAAUUGUCCCACACUAGAACUUCUACCAAUAAUUCCACCAAAGGUUAAGCUAUUGCAAGAAUAGCUUCAUGCAAACAUGUCAUGAUCUUCACCGUUCAAUAAUCAAUUUGGACUUGAGGUAAGGAAUAACUAGUUACGCCAAAAGAUACGAGGAAACUUGUGUGGUAUUAUUAUAUAAUGGCACAAUUCUUUAUAAUGUUCUUUGUUUCUUCUAUUAUUUGUUCUCCUUUCCAGACGUAGAGCCAAUAUUUUGAGUGCUUAAUAAGCAUUUGAGAAGAAUAUAUUGUUAUCAAUGUGUAAGUUAUAUGGUUAAAGGAGAAAUUGUUUAAAUGAAAAAUAUUGAAGGAAAGGAAGGAAAGAGAAGGAACAGUACACAGUGAAAGCAUUAUAAUUUUUAUAUUUGAAUGUACAAGAAAGGAAAGAUAAUGUUGAAUAAAUAAUAUAUAGGAUAUUGCUAUGCGUACACCUUAUGGUGUACACAAUGGCCUACACCCAUUUCACAUGGAGGGGGGCUCACAAAUAUUUUAUUGUAUGUUGGAUCCCCUCCAUGUGAGGGGGGUGUAAUGCAAUGCGUACACCAUUGUAUGCACAUAACAUUGUUCUAAUAUAUAUUACAUUUAACGCAUGUUUGAUGAUGUGGACAUGACAGUAUUAAGAAAAGAUCAGAAUAACAAAAAUCUUAUAUAUUAUAUUGUCCAAAACUUUAUUUCUAACAUGCUUUUAUGGUGCAUUAACUAACCUCUAUUCUCAUUAGAUUUCAAUAUAUCUAUUUUAGUCUUUGUUUUAUAAUACCCUUUGAGCAAGUAUAAAGGCAUAAAACGAACACCCUUUGAGCAAAGGUUCCACAUUUACCGCUUGGUGCAGAGAGGGUGAGACCUUCUUUAAACUUUCAUUUGAUGAUGCACAGAUAGAGGGGUGAAGUUAAUAAUGGAACCAUUUCCUUGACAAAGGAAUAUAUAGCAUGAAAUGAUUAGAAAAUUGUACUUAUGUAAUGAUUUGAUGUGUUUAUCACUUCAUUUUUAAGUAUAACAUUAAUUGCUUCUUCCUUCUUUUGUUUGGUUUUUACUUAGGAAUGAGAGUUCGGGGUUCAAAAUUCAUUGCGAACCAUGAUCAAGAGUAAUCAAAAAAUGAAUGCUAAUACAUCACGACCAUAGAGCUAGAGCUUUUAUCUUCAGGUUCAUUAUGUCAUAUUCAACAACAAUAACGACCACAAACUAGUCAUGUUCCUAAUUAAUUUGGAGCUACAUGAAUUCUUUUUUCAGCCCCGUUUGGUUCAUGUCAUUAGAUUUGAUAAAGUUCUAUGCUGGUUGUUAACUUUCCACAAUCCUCCUCCUUUGCUUGGGCUUGGGAUCGGCUUUGAAUAACAUAGGCAGAGUUAGUUCAUUUAUAACAUAUUCAUUUUUUAAAUGGUCAUUGUUGAUGGAAGCAUGUUUGUCACUAGGCUAAUUAAGAAGUAGCAGCUUUGACUAUAACGACAUCUAUAUUUUGAUCCGUUGUUUCAUAAAAAGUAUUAGAUGCAUUACGAAGCAUUGUAAGAUUUCUCAUUCCAAGUUUAUUAGGUAUAAUCUUAGUUUUUUCGGUUAUUGUUUGAAUGCUUUUCCAUUUCAUCUUCACUGGCUGUACUUUCUCCAUAAGCAACAAGAGCAUCACCUGCAACGUUAUGGAUAAUAGUCUUGCUGCGAGGGGAAAAAUAAAACUCGUCUGAAGUUUGACGUAAAUUAAACAAAUGGAGCAUACUAGGCUUGCCAAACAUGUUUGAGCUCUCAGCUUUUUAGAAUUUUAUCUUUUAGAUUUUAGUUCUUACUUUCCAAAGAAAUACUUUUAAUUUUUAUUAAGCUUAGCCAAAAAUGCUUGUAGCAGUUGAAAGAAUUUUUUCUCUCUUGACAAACCAUGUCCAUUUUCUGCUGAUCUCAUUGCUUGUAUCAGUCUAAAUCUAUUUCAACAGAAUGUGAAUAGAGAGAAAAAUCUAGAUUCAUGUAUCCUACUAUUGCCUUCAUUUCCAGCUCGGAAAGUUUGACCACUAUUUCUUAAGGAUUUAUAUAAGAAGGAACAAUCCAUGUUCCUCCACUCAAGAAUACUUUCAAUUCGAGAAUAUUUUGGGGUCUCGUCCUGCUUUUGCUUGCUUCCGUUCAUUCUGUCUUAAGAGUAUAGCUUAACUUACAUAAUUUUAUCAUCAUUCUUUUGCUUUAUGACCUUUUCAUUUGUAGAAGUGAUUAUCUUUAAAUUCAAUACAACCUGAAAGUGUAAUAUAGACUUUUUGUUGAGUGUUAGACUAUUGACACCCUAUUGCUAUGCUAUUGACCAAUCUACCCUCCAAUUUAACCAGCAUUUGUUUUCUUUGUAUAGGACGAUUUUCUAGUCUCGUUUCAGAGGGGUCAUCAUAUUGAGGAGUCAAUGGACAGGGAAGAGAUCGCUGUUAGAAAUUUGUCAUCUUCAAACCGUCAUAUGUUUCCUUGUGUUCACAAGGUAGGUGUACCUCCAAAGAAACACCCGUGGAAGGAAUUCUCUGCCACGUUGAAGGAAACAUUCUUUGCAGAUGAUCCUUUACGUACAUUUAAGGAUCAAUCCAGGUCUCGGAAGUUCGUUCUUGCGAUGCAAGCUGUAUUUCCGAUACUUGAUUGGGGUCGAAGCUAUAAUCUAGCUAAACUUAAAGGAGAUUUAAUUGCUGGGCUUACCAUUGCGAGCCUCUGCAUUCCUCAGGACAUCGGCUACUCAAAACUUGCAAAUUUAGCUCCUCAAUAUGGUUUGUAUUCAAGCUUUGUCCCUCCCUUGAUCUAUGCCUUCAUGGGUAGCUCGAGGGAUAUAGCCAUAGGGCCGGUUGCUGUCGUUUCUCUACUCCUGGGGACUCUACUGCAGAACGAGAUUGAUCCCACUAAUAAUGCAGUUGAAUAUCGUAGACUUGCCUUCACAGCUACUUUCUUUGCUGGCAUCACCCAAGCUAUCCUCGGUAUUCUUAGAUUGGGUUUUUUAAUCGACUUCCUAUCUCAUGCUGCGAUCGUUGGUUUUAUGGGAGGUGCUGCCAUAACAAUUGCACUCCAACAACUUAAAGGACUUUUAGGCAUAAAAAAAUUUACAAAGAAGACGGAUAUUAUAUCAGUCAUGCAGUCCGUGUGGGGCUCCGCCUACCAUGGAUGGAAUUGGCAGACGAUUGUGAUAGGAGCAACAUUUUUAGCCUUUCUUCUACUUGCCAAGUACAUUGGGAAGAAGAACAAGAAACUCUUUUGGGUACCAGCUAUCGCUCCACUGAUCUCUGUUAUUCUGUCUACGGUCUUCGUGUAUAUUACCCACGCAGAGAAGCGAGGAGUACAAAUUGUGAAACAUAUUGAUAAAGGAAUUAAUCCCUCAUCCAUGAAUCAGAUUUAUUUUACUGGUGAAUAUCUUUCGAAGGGUUUUAGGAUUGGCAUUGUGGCUGGCAUGAUUGCAUUGACGGAAGCUGUUGCAAUUGGAAGAACGUUUGCUGCCACGAAGGACUAUCAACUAGAUGGAAACAAAGAAAUGGUUGCUCUUGGAGCAAUGAAUAUAGUUGGCUCUAUGACUUCCUGUUAUGUGGCAACAGGUUCCUUCUCCCGUUCUGCAGUGAAUUACAUGGCUGGAUGCCAAACAGCAGUUUCUAACAUCGUUAUGUCCUUUGUUGUAUUCUUAACGUUAAUGUUUAUCACACCUCUUUUUGAGUACACCCCGAAUGCAAUCCUCUCGUCCAUCAUUAUCUCUGCAGUCAUCGGCUUAAUUGACUAUAAGGCUGCGAUUUUGAUUUGGAAAACUGAUAAAUUUGAUUUCGUUGCUUGUAUGGGAGCCUUUUUUGGGGUAGUUUUUGCCGCUGUUGAGAUUGGGCUCUUAAUUGCGGUCUCAAUAUCUUUUGCCAAAUUACUCUUACAAGUUACUAGGCCGAGGAUAACAAUUCUUGGAAAAAUUCCUAGGACAAAUGUUUAUAGGAAUAUCCAACAAUAUCCCGAGGCAACGAAGGUCCCAGGUGUGUUAAUCGUGAGGGUUGAUUCGGCAAUUUACUUUUCUAACUCUAACUAUAUUAAGGAGAGGAUAUUAAGGUGGCUAAUAGACGAGGAAGAACGGCUAAAAAGAGGUGGCCUUCCUCAGAUUCAAUUUUUGAUAGUCGAAAUGUCACCUGUUACUGACAUAGACACCAGCGGCAUCCAUGCAUUGGAAGAGCUGUACAGAAGUCUCCAAAAGAGAUCUGUUCAGCUUGUUCUGGCGAACCCCGGGCCGAACGUGAUGGACAAGCUUCAUGCGUCUAGUUUCACAAGUCUGAUAGGCGAAGACAACAUAUUUCUCACCGUGGCAGAUGCAGUUCUAACUUGCUCACCAAAAUUUGCUGAAGAGGUUUGAGAUUUGAAUGGAAAAUGAGGGAUGUUUGAAAGAUCUAGUGCCUGUUAGUAGAAUCAAAGUGCAUUGGAAUAGGAAUAUAUAGUGUCAAUGCCAGUUGCCAAAAGGGUGCAUUUUGGGCCCUACUUAGCAGUGGCUGGUGGGAUCCUUCCAAUCCAACCAGAACUAAUCUAGAAUAAAGGAGAAGCAAGUUUGUGAUAAGAUUCUUGCUUGGGAUUUCCUUUCUGGAUUGCACUUGUAUAGAAAAUAAAGAAGAAAAGAAUGAAUUAAUGAAAAAUUAUUAUUACUACAAUA
This is a messenger RNA of Olea europaea var. sylvestris, 4837 nucleotides long. Its product is annotated as sulfate transporter 1.3-like. Gene Ontology annotation, cellular component: membrane. Bases 2600 to 4546 code for a protein of 648 amino acids. Gene Ontology annotation, biological process: transmembrane transport. The transcript has 13 exons. Gene Ontology annotation, molecular function: secondary active sulfate transmembrane transporter activity. The record is from RefSeq and is a predicted model, not a curated record. Lineage: Eukaryota; Viridiplantae; Streptophyta; Magnoliopsida; Lamiales; Oleaceae.